Haliotis rubra (blacklip abalone) is the source of this 1446-nucleotide messenger RNA. Its product is annotated as BLOC-1-related complex subunit 8-like. Bases 131 to 889 code for a protein of 252 amino acids. NCBI's taxonomy places the organism in Eukaryota, Metazoa, Mollusca, Gastropoda, Lepetellida, Haliotidae. Gene Ontology annotation, cellular component: BORC complex. The record is from RefSeq and is a predicted model, not a curated record. The transcript is spliced from 6 exons.
UAGUGAGGGCAGCAAAUCGAUCACGCGUUGGGAAAGAGCUUGCCCUUCUGCGUUUCCGGGUUUUCUGCAUCUGCUUUUGUCAUUGCGUUAAAAACAAUUUGUCGAUUAAGUGGGGUCAAAGUUCUUUUGGAUGGAAAAUGGAAUGAACUACUUGUGGUUCCAGCAUCAGCCGAACAUGCAGGGUGGAGAUGGUUUGUACAGUCGUAUGAGCAGUAACCAGAUCUUCCGCGAAUCUGUUGACCCUGAGCUGGACCAUAAGACAAGGAGAGUUUCAGACAAAUUCUCAGAAAAUAUAAACACAGUGGCCAAUGAACCAUCGCUGGCUUUCUUCCGUAUCCAGGAGCACGUGAGGAAGACUCUGCCACAGCUGGUGGAACAGAAGCAUGAAGUGCAGAGUAUACAACAGCAAGUUCAAGGGGCAUGUUUCGAUACAGAAUAUGCCACAAAUGCUGUGAAGACAAUGUACCAGAGUGAAUUCCACUUCCAAAACAUCCAGGAACUGCUGAAGAAUGCCAUGUUUAUGAAACAGCAGAUAGGAUAUGAAGAAAGUAGAAGGGCUUCAAUAGUACAGUCCCAGGAUGGAAGUCUUCCUGCUGCAUCAAGUACCACAUUGUCUGCAACUGUCUCAAGUUCACCCCCUCAACAAACAAAUCCCACUUUGUCUACAUCUCUCCCAGCUUCAACUUCAACUGCAAGAGCUCCACCAUCAAAAGCUACAGCCACAAGACCUAACCCUACUGAUCCAGAUAUGCUAAGUCCAGUUCCUGUUCCUGGAGUUUCUCCAGGAGUUGCUGCUGGUCCUUCAGGUGUUGUCCAGUCAGUGAUGGUCAACUGUCAUACCGAUGACAUCGAUGUAGCAACUGAGGCUGAUGAGGACAUUUCCAGCUAGUCUCAUUGGAUCCAUCCCAACCGUCAUACCGAUGACAUCGAUGUUGCAGCUGAAGCUGAUGAGGACAAUACCAGCUAUUCUCAUUGGAUCCAACACGACAUUGAUGACAUCGAUGUACAGUGGAACAAUGCUAUCAUGUGCUGAGUCUGUUUGAGAACUGUAACAAUUCAAAUAUUGUUAUCUCACAUGCUCUCCAUUUGUUUCAUUGUUUUGUUCAAAGUGAAGUUUUAUAAAAAGAUUUAACCUUCAAGGAUUCUGAAUUAGAACAGGCCCCAUUUAAUUGCUGUGUGUCAUAAGAGGCAACAAAAAUAGAUUGUGACUUGAUAGGGUGUCUUUUAGCAUGGGAAAUCACUUAUAAUGUCAACCACUAGAUACCCUGAUCCACACAGUAAUAUUUACAGGCCAUGAAGAUACAGCUGGAAUAUUGCUGACUUACGUGUUCGAUACAAAAAACAAAUCCGUCUAAAUUCCUGACUUGAAUAGGUCCUACAACACAGCUUAUGUUCACAGUGGUGGCUAAAAUUAAAAGAUGUGGUUGCAAUGUGUAGCCUGAAUGA